Pomacea canaliculata is the source of this 918-nucleotide messenger RNA. RefSeq names its product coiled-coil domain-containing protein 25-like. The transcript has 9 exons. The record is from RefSeq and is a predicted model, not a curated record. Bases 126 to 755 code for a protein of 209 amino acids. Lineage: Eukaryota; Metazoa; Mollusca; Gastropoda; Architaenioglossa; Ampullariidae.
AAUAAACUUUGUCGUUGCUGUAGUCAGUAGAGAGAGGGUUAGAGACUGUUUGUGGUCUACGUUGAACUACGUUUUUACCAAGUGUCUGUGGGUUAGAAGCUAACAACCCACGAAAAAAAUCAAUCAUGGUUUUAUUUUUUACAAGUAAUGUUGUAUCACCGCCAUAUGUCAUAUAUAUGGGAGUGGAUAAACAUGAGAAUGAAGAAUUGAUACGUUGGGGAUGGCCCGAAGAUGUAUGGUUCCAUGUUGACAAAGUAUCAUCGGCUCAUGUGUAUCUGAGGCUUCAUGAAGGCGAGACACUUGAUGAUGUGCCACAAGCUGUCAUUGAUGACUGUGCUCAGCUUGUCAAAGCCAACAGUAUUCAAGGAAACAAAUUGAACAAUAUUGAUAUUGUUUACACCAUGUGGGCCAAUCUUAAAAAAACACCAAGUAUGGACGUUGGUCAAGUUGGCUUUUACAAAGACAAAGAAGUGAGGAAAAUACAUGUGGAUCGACGACAAAAUGAACUUGUAAAUCGGCUUAACAAGACAAAAGAAGAAAGAAAUGUUGACUUCAGGGCAGAGAGGGAAGCAAGGGAUAGGCGUGAACGAGAGGACCAGAAGAGAAAACAACAGGAAAUAAAACAGAAGGAAAAGGAGGAGGAGAAGCGUAGGCAAGAACAAGCUGAAUUAAGGUCUUAUACUUCUUUGAUGAAACCAGAAAAUAUGACAUCAAAUAAGGAUACUGGUAGCAGUGAUUCUGAUGACUUCAUGUAAAGUACAAUGGAUGCAGUGGAUCUGCUGAAGAUGGAAAGCAUUUACCAAGGGCUCACACUGUUUAUAACUGUCCUGAGAGGAAGUUCAAAUCAGGAUAAAAUGAACUGUGAAUACAAAGGACUCCAAUCUCACUGAAACAAUUUAAAUAAAAAAAAAAAUCUAA